Molecule: messenger RNA, 1161 nt
Organism: Guillardia theta CCMP2712
Lineage: Eukaryota; Cryptophyceae; Pyrenomonadales; Geminigeraceae
Exons: 16
Coding region: 1-1161 (386 amino acids)
Molecular function (GO): glycosyltransferase activity
Source: RefSeq, a predicted model, not a curated record
AUGAAGAGGAGGAGGAUGGGAGCAGAGGCGAUGGUGAUGCUGCUGCUUCUCGCCAUGUGCUGUGUCAGCUCGAAGGAGCUGCGAGUGAGGGUCGUGGAGGACCCUUAUGAUGAGGAGGGAAUCACGAUCAGACAUUACGGGAAACUUGCAAACCUCCCCGCUGUCAACCAGUCGCAGCUGGCCAUGAUCGCGCGCUCGUUCCGCGGAGGUUUCGUCGAUUUCUCUGCGUGGAAUGGCAGGGAUGCCAGCGACACGUCAAGGUCGGCCUACUGCCUUGCUCUGAGGACCGCGAUCUUCCUGCUUGACCCGGUGUUGAGGGACGCUCUUGCGCGGCCGGAGCAGCUCACUUACAAGCUCUCUCCCGAACAGCCUGUAUCCUUGAUAGUUUUCACUAUGUGUGUGAAGCCUCGACUCGAUCCGGAGGACCCUGAGCGACAUGCUCUAAUUCGCUGGGAGGCUUCGUGGCCGGAGCCCAACGGAUGGAGGGGAUGGAAGGUUUUCCUUGCCCUGCAAGACUUCCAGGAGCACGCAGAUUCAGUCUUGCUCCUUGACACGUCGUUUGGAAACACGUGGAGUGUGGAGCUGCUGGAACUUCUCGGGUUGCCAAAAGAUCGAUGUCUGGUGAGUCCAUCUACCCAGUCCCACCCCACUGCACAGGGGGUAUCCGACGCUGCUGAUAAAAUUGCGCAAGCUUCUCCUGAUCGGCGGUGGUUCUUGUCAAGACAGAGGUGUAGAGUGAAACUUACUCUGUCAAUUUCAAGUGCACUAGGGGGCUGCAAAGUGCGGGAGAUCGUGAACGCAGAGGAGGUGAUGGCAGGGAUCCGGAAGACCUUCAGCUCCUAUCACCUCGUCCCCUUCGACAGCACGGGGAUGUCUUGCCGCGAGCAGGUCCGCGUCUUCGCAAGCGCCCACGUCGUCAUAGGCACGCACGGAGCCGGCUUGACGAACGUCAUGUUCGCUCCUUCAGGAGCAAGAGUCAUCGAGUUCCUCCCCUUCCUCCUCCUACAGUCCUCCGUUAGUCUCCUCCCCGCCCACCAGCGGGCAGCGACGCUGACGACAAUCCCUCCGGAGUCGAUGGUGCCUGACGACGCCACCUCCCUCCACAACUUCCGGGUGCCGGUGGAGAACUUGCUGCUGCACCUCGGGAAGCUGCUGCAAUGA